Penicillium argentinense is the source of this 1758-nucleotide messenger RNA. RefSeq lists its product as uncharacterized. NCBI's taxonomy places the organism in Eukaryota, Fungi, Ascomycota, Eurotiomycetes, Eurotiales, Aspergillaceae. Bases 1 to 1758 code for a protein of 585 amino acids. The record is from RefSeq and is a predicted model, not a curated record. The transcript has 7 exons.
AUGACUGAUGAUGCAAAAUCACAGCUUUCUGAACUUGGCAACAUUCUGUCCUCUUCGCGGAACAUUACUCUGAAAUCCUUGCCCGAGAAUGAAUCCAAUAAUCUCAUAAGAAAUCUGAGCACAGUUGGCGAACGGCUUCGGCAGAUCGGCAAAUGUCGAGAAGCUAAUGCAAUCACGGAUGUUUUGGAAAUCUGUCGACAGCCUCGCGAUCUAGGUGGGCUCGGCAUAUCGGAGGAAGAGAGUUCAGCGACAGACCAGGAAUCCGAGAUUCUUUUCCUGGUAUCUGCAUGGCUAGAGGCUCUUAAUUCGGCUGAUUAUGCCAAAAGUCCACCCACCCCGCUGGCAGAUCGCCCCGCGGGUCGAAGAGGAAUGACAAUGAGCGAAAAGAUAUUCGCGAUGCAUGACAUGGCACAAAGAGGAUUCGUUGCCCCCGGAGACCUGAUACGUAUACAUGUGGACUGGGUUAUCGCCUCCGAAGCGUCCUGGGCAGGAAUGGAGAGGACAUAUAACGAUUUGGGGAAACCUGGAAUAUUUCGCAACGAUCGUUUUUGGCUCGCCGGAGACCAUGUCGUUGAUCCUCGAAUCAAUGGGCUACCAAAAGUAAAAGGCCUGAUUGAUGCCAGUGAGCGCGCGAAGCGAGUUUUCAAGAUGACGGAUUACCAGGGGAUGAACUACACCAUUUUGCACACUGAAUUCUACAGGGAACGCGCCCAGCCUGGCAUGGUGGUCAUAGGAUCUGAUUCCCAUACAUGCUCAGCAGGAGCACUGGGGUGCCUGGCUAUCGGUCUCGGAGCGGCAGAUGUAACGUUGCCACUGGUCACUGGUGAGACUUGGUUUAAGGUCCCCGAGUCCGUAAACAUCCGCCUUGUUGGAACACCAAAGCCCGGAAUCAGCGGUAAGGACGUGAUUCUCUACAUCCUACAACAGCUCAAGAGGAACACGGUUGCAUCGGAGAGAAUAGUGGAAUUUACCGGAACAGGAAUUCGACAUUUAUCAUCCGAUGCGAGGUUUGCUAUCUCGAAUAUGACAACUGAGCUUGGUGGCAUUACAGGAAUAUUUGUCCCAGAUCAAACAACACAGGAGUUUGUCCAGAAAAGGAAAUCGCCUCGACACAAGGGUCUUAAAACCUUCUUCAAUCCCGACGAAGAUGCACACUAUGCCGAGGUACAUGAGCUAGACCUUGGGAAAGUUAGAUCAUUCUUGGCCAAAUAUCCGAAGCCAGAUGAUGUGGUUCCGGUCAAUGACUAUGCUGGUAUGGAAUUACACGGCUGCUUCAUUGGGGCCUGUACCACGGUGGAAGAGGACCUAAUUCUAGGCGCGCUGGUUCUUGAGCAAGGCAUGAAAACAGGCCAAAAGCCAGUUAACUACGGCAAACGAAAAGUUGUGCCAGGAUCGAUGCCGAUUCUACGUCGCUUGCGACAAUUGGGUCUCACAGACAUAUACGAACGUGCAGGAUUUGAAGUUGGCAUCCCUGGAUGUAGCUAUUGUGUGGGAAUGUCGGCCGACCAGGCCGCGCCGGGGGAAGUGUGGCUUUCUUCCCAAAACCGGAACUUUGAAAACAGAAUGGGAAGAGGAUCAAUCGGACAUCUCGCAUCUGCGGCUACAGUUGCCGCAUCAUCUUUCGCGAUGGAGCUGACCGACCCAAAUGAGCUUAUUGAAGCAAUUGACGUCGGCAAAUGGAACGAGCUACGAGGAAUGGCUUCGGUCCCACGAUCCCGAGCCUUUCCAGUCAUUUCCCGAGGAGGAAGGCUCGCUUGA